AUAUAUAUAUAUAUAUAUAUAUAUAUAUAUAUUUGCACUGGGAAUUCUGGGAAAUAAUGCAAAAGUUUCAAGAUGGCGGCGAGCAGGAGGCUGAACAAGGAACUUGACGAGAUUCGCAAAUCUGGAAUGAAAAAUUUCAGAAACAUUCAAGUUGAUGAAUCAAACCUGUUGUCAUGGCAAGGGCUCAUUGUUCCUGAUAACCCUCCCUAUGACAAAGGCGCAUUCAGGAUUGAGAUUAUUUUCCCUACUGAGUACCCUUUCAAGCCUCCCAAGAUCACCUUCAAAACAAAGAUCUAUCACCCCAACAUUGAUGAGAAGGGGCAGGUGUGUUUGCCUGUUAUCAGUGCAGAGAACUGGAAGCCAGCCACCAGGACUGACCAAGCCUAUGUUUUUAGUUUUAAUUUUUGGAGACAAUUUUUAAGUUUUACAACCAGAAAAGCUGCGAUUUUUACCAUCUUGAGCCACACCACUGCUUGGAUAUUGCCUGAUAUUGCUCAGCUUAUCAACUAUCUUCGCUCUCAAAAUCUCCGGCUGAUUAAACUAAAGAUGUUGCUGAAUGGAUUCUGCACCGACUGGCCAGGACAUGAUCUGAGUUAUUCAGUCCCUCAUUGCUCUGGUGAACGACCCACAGCCAGAACAUCCCUUGAGGGCAGACCUAGCAGAAGAAUACUCAAAGGACCGUAAAAAAUUCUUGAAGAAUGCUGAAGAGUUUACAAAGAAACAUGGCGAAAAGCGGCCAAUGGACUGAUCACUUGAGCAUUUAGCCCUCUGUCUCUUUCUCCCUUUACCGCUUACCUGCCCAGGCAAAUAUUCUUGCUAUCUGCCCCCUCCUCGCCACCCAUCUCACUCCCUCCCUUAUCCUCCCUUAUAGUCAGAUUCCUCUCUGUUGCUCCCCACACUGCUUAGUCUUGCAGCCAGGGAGCGGUCCUGCUGAAGCGAGCAGUGGUAGCCUGAGCCUCCCUUCCCACCUGUUAUGUGGAUCAGACCGCUUCCUCUUUCCUCUCCCUCUCACCCUGCCAUAGAUUUCCGUCACUAACUUUCUACUCUGACAUAAUGAAAACAUGGAGAGUCAAAUAGAAAUUCUCAAGAGUAAUGUCGAUUUUCUGUUUGAUUAUCUUCUAUAUAAAGUAUUGUGUUAAAUAGAUCUCACAUAGUUUUUUUUAUGAGAUUCGAAACAGUUUGAUUAAUCAUUCUCUUAGCCAUAUUAGCAGUAACAAAUCGAGGAAAAGAAAGAAAAUCUUUGCCCUUGUUUUUGUUUUUUCCAAACUGCAGUUCCCUUCGUUACCUCCACUGCUUCUAGACUUGCAAUGUAUUAUUUGGAAUUACCCCACGUUUCCACUUACCCAGUUUGACCCUCUGAGUAAUGUUGUUCCACAUCGGAAUUGUUAUAAAACUUCUGUAUAAAAAAACCCUCCUCAAAUACUCUCUGCAGGCUCAUUUUAAAGAAAAAUAUUCACUUGUGUUUUUAUGGGUUUGAUUAGGUGUACCAAAACAUAUUCCCUGGGUGAAAAAGAUUUUGGCAUGACAAAUGCCUUGUAGUAUUCUUUUAGUACUAAGAAUAAUUUCGCUUGACACUUUGAGAUAUCAAAUUUCAAAGUAGGAACAACCUGCUUGUUUAAUUGGUAUGGUUCAUCUUUUCACUGCUUGUCAUUGCAGUGUAACCAUUUUCAAUUAGGUUACCCCAUUUACUACAUUCUGGCAGCAGAUCCACUGCUUAGCUUCCCGUGCUAAAAAGGACCUAAAUGGGGGGUGGGGGCUUGGGUCAAAGGACUGGCAGAUUCUCUCACCUGGCGCGCAAUUCAGCUCAACCAGACCACUAUAAAGCAAACUGGGAGAGGGGAUAGCAGUUCAGGGUUAUGCCAAGAUAGAAAGGGACUGAGUGGCAACAAAACAUGUAACAGCCAGUUGAUACGGUUUCAGUUCUUGUUUCAUAAUAAAGAUGGUUAACAAUUUUGCCUCA
This is a messenger RNA of Syngnathus typhle (broad-nosed pipefish), 1960 nucleotides long. RefSeq names its product ubiquitin-conjugating enzyme E2 L3. The record is from RefSeq and is a predicted model, not a curated record. The coding region runs from base 73 to 684 and encodes 203 amino acids. The transcript has 6 exons. NCBI's taxonomy places the organism in Eukaryota, Metazoa, Chordata, Actinopteri, Syngnathiformes, Syngnathidae.